Messenger RNA from Theobroma cacao (cacao), 3065 nucleotides. RefSeq names its product putative disease resistance protein At1g50180. Gene Ontology annotation, molecular function: ADP binding. The record is from RefSeq and is a predicted model, not a curated record. Lineage: Eukaryota; Viridiplantae; Streptophyta; Magnoliopsida; Malvales; Malvaceae. Gene Ontology annotation, biological process: defense response to other organism.
GAAAAAAGAACGUAACAUAUGGCGGAAGCUGUUGUGUCCAAUGUUGCAGCAAGACUUGGCGAGUUAGUAACUCAAGAAGCAAAAUUCUUGUGGGGGGUGGAGGACCAAGUUAAGCGUUUGCAAACGGAGCUCGUUUGGAUGAAGAGCUUCUUGAAAGAGGCAGAUUCGAGACAAGCUGAAGAUGAGAGGGUUCGUUUGUGGGUUACUGAAAUUAGAGAUAUUGCUUAUGAUGCUGAGGAUGUCAUUGAAACGUUUGCUCUCAAAAUUGCAUCCAAAAGGAGGGGAGGUAUUUCCAAUGUCAUCAAAAGAUCUGCUUGCAUCUUCAAAGAAGGAUGGAUGCUCCACAAGGUCAGGUCAGACAUUGAAGGAAUCAUAAGCAGAACCACUGACUUGGUUCGACGGUUACAGUCCUAUGGAAUAAAAGAAUUGUCGGAUGGAGCAAGCUCAAGUUCUUCAUCUAAGAGGCAACAGUUAAGGCAGUCUUACCCUCAUAUGAAGGAACCCAAUGCUGUUGGGUUGGAUAACGACAUAAAAGAAUUGGUCUCGGUUCUUGUAGAUGAGGGAAGACAUUUCCGCGUUGCUUCCAUAUGUGGCAUGGGUGGUCUAGGAAAGACUACUCUGGCUAAGAAGGUUUACCAUCAUGCUCAAGUGAGAAAUCAUUUCAAGCACUUUGUUUGGGCGUACAUUUCUCAGCAAUGCCAAAGAAGAACUGUGUGGAAAGGAAUUUUAUCCAGCCUAGGACUUAUAGAUGAGAAGGGUGGGAUAUUGCUAGACAUGGGAGAUCAAGAUCUGGCUGCAAAAUUGUAUGAAUUCCUGAAAGAAAACAAAUGUCUAGUGGUACUUGAUGACAUUUGGACAACUGAAGAUUGGGAUGCUAUUAGCCCAGCCUUCCCAAUGGAGGAGGAGACAGGUAGCAAAAUACUGCUCACCUCUCGUAACCAGGAUGUAGCUCGGCAUGCAGACCCAAGAGGUUGCCUCCAUGAACUACAGUGCUUGACGAAUGAUGAAGGUUGGAAAUUGUUCCAACAUAUAUGUGAUUCUGCAGGCUAUGUAAUUGAGGAAAAAAUGGAAGAGUUGGGAAAAGACAUGGUUAAACAGUGUGCUGGAUUGCCAUUAGCCAUUGUUGUUCUAGGAGGAAUUUUGGUUACAAAGCAUUCAUUAAAUAGUUGGCAAAUAGUGCAUGAAAAUGUGAAGUCAUACUUAAGAAAAGGUAGAAGUUGGGGAAUUUAUGAAGCAAUAGCUUUAAGUUAUGACAAUUUGCCAUCUUAUUUAAAACAAUGCUUUUUGUAUCUGAGUGUUUUCCCCGAAGAUUACAAGAUUCCUGUUGGUAAAUUAAUCAAAUUAUGGGUGGCAGAAGAUAUCGUGUCACUAGCAGAAAGUGAAGAAAAUCGAGAAGAAGUGAUGGAAGAUGUGGCAGAAGGCUACUUAAAUGAGCUUGUAGAAAGAUACAUGGUGCUAAUGGGAGAACGAGAUGUAAGCUCAAAGAUCAAAACAUGCUGGAUGCAUGAUCUUAUCAGAGAUUUCUGCUUGUUGAAAGCAAAACAAGAAAAUUUCAUCUACGUUCUUGAUCAUCUUCAAAUGGAGCAAGCUGAUGUUAGCUUCUUGUCCCCUACAAUUGGUAAAGUUCGCAGGCUUGGCAUUAAUGACUCCUUUCUGAUAUAUAAGAUUAAAAACCCACAUCUCAGAACUGCAUUGUUCUUUGAUCAAAACAUUGUGAUGGAGAUUUUGAAUAGGUCUCCGGUCUUGAAAUGGUUUCGGGGAAGAGAUUUUAAACAUAGUGAUGCAUUUUUAAUGCUUUAUGUCUACUAUAAGGUCAUACAUAAACCUCGAGGGUUAAGGAGAUACAUUUGCAACAAUUUCAAAUUGCUUAGAAUCUUAGAGUUUGGAGAUCAGGAUAUUCUAUUUUUUGGCAUAUUACUAAGUGAUAUAGGUAGUCUCGUCCAUUUGAGAUUUUUGAGUUUUGGGAAUUGUCUUUUCGUGGCAAUGUUGCCAUCAUUUAUAAGCAAAUUGAGGUGCUUGCAAACCUUGGAUCUAAGAAAUUGUGUUGGAGUUUAUGUACCUAAUGUUUUAUGGAAAUUGGAGGGGUUGAGACAUUUGUAUCUCCCUAAAGUGAUAGUUUGUAGUAAAACUAAGUUAAAAUUAGAUACUUUGAAAAAUCUACAAACGCUUGUGAAUUUCAACACCGAGAAUUGUUAUCUUGAAAAUAUUUACUGCAUGAAAUAUCUUAGAGAGUUGAGGAUAAUUACUCCCUUCAUUGUUGAAAACUUUAAGGAAGACUUGAAUUUGAACCCGCCGAUCAUCACAAGUAAACAUCUUCGAUCCUUGUCCAUUAUUAAGAAUGAUGAUGAUCAUGAAAGUAUAGAUCCAAGGCAUUUGACAUACUUGUUCUCUGGUUCCCUUAAUAUCUGUGAAUUGCAUUUAUCUGCCAAGAUAAGGAAGUUACCCGAACCUCAGCACAUCCCUUCAAAUAUUGCUCACAUUUACUUGGGUUGGGCUAGACUCGAUGAAGAUCCAUUGCCAACACUACAGAACCUACCAAAUCUAAGGAUUCUCGAAUUAGAAGAAAAUGCAUUCGUCGGGAAGGUGAUGAUUUGUUCCGCACAAGGUUUUCCUCUGCUCAACGCUUUGAGUAUUAUUUCUCAAAGUAAUUUAGAGGAGUUGAGGGUGAGUGAAGGAGCCAUGCCCAAUCUACACCAUCUGAGGAUUGUAAAUUGUAGAAUGUUGAAGAUGUUGCCGUUCAUCAGCACCCUCAAAGAAUUGAAGAUCGAAAAGAUGCCGAAAGCAUUCAAAGAUAAAUUGGUUGAAGGAGGAGAAGAUUCAUACAAAGUCCAACAUGUACCUUCUAUCAUAUUUCAAAAUUGUGAUGAUUGAAUUUAUGAUCAUCAGGUAAUCUUUUAUUACUUAUUUCUAAGCUUACUUUCUUUUGAAAUUAAGGAAUUGAAAUAGGAUUGAAUUAUGACCAUCAAAAUUUUUCUUUGGGCUAUUUUCGCGAGAAAAAUUUACUUUGGAAAUUGAUAUUGUGAUUGAUUUCCAUUCUCUUAAGAAAAUAAAAGACGAUUCUUUGC